AUGGGCGCCAGAAAUGUGCCAAACGAGGUGCGAGAGAUCCUCGAUAAAUUCGUGCUUGACAAAGAAAAACUUUUCGAGAUAUCCGAAAAAAUCGAGCUGCAAAUCAAAGCUGGACUUGCAAAACGUCAUGGUUCCUCAAUUGCAAUGCUUCCUUCAUAUGUUCCAGCACUUCCAGAUGGAUCAGAAACAGGAAAAUAUGUGGCAAUCGAUUUAUCAGGAAAGAAUCUACUGAUAAUGUUGUUAACACUUUCUGGAACCACAAGAGAACCGGUGCAGAAUAAAAUCAAUUAUAUUGUGCCGAAUCAUGUGAUGAAAGGAACAGGAGAUCAGGUGAGAAAUUUUCAUGAAAAUGGUUUGAAAAAAUUCAGAAUGAAAUGCGGUUCACAAUUAAAAUGAAAAAUUGCAGCUUUUUACAUUCAUCGUGAAUUGUCUUCAACGUUUCCUUCAAGAAUUCGAAUUAGUCGAAGCAAAUCUUCCAAUAGGAUUCGUAUUUUCAUAUCCAUGUGAAUUAUUAUCAAUUCGCUCUGCUCGAUUACUUUGGUGGACAAAAGGAUUCGAUAUCAAAGAUUGUCUUCAAAAAGAUGUUGUAAGUCUCCUGGAAGAAGCUCUUGAUAUGAAUAUGUCAACAAAAGCUCAAAUCAAAGCUGUUAUGAAUGAUACUGUAGGACAAUUAGCUGCUGCUGCACAUAGAUAUGGUCCAGAAUGUACUGUAGGUGUUGUAAUUGGUUAUGGUUGUAAUUCAUCGUAUUUGGAAAAAACGGAAAAUAUCACAAAAUUCGAUGCAAAAAGUUUGGGUUAUCCACAUGAUAAAAUGGUUGUUGUAACGGAAUGGGAAGAAUUUGGAAGUCAAGGAGAAUUGGAUGAAAUUUUGACGGAAUUUGAUCGAGAAUUAGAUGCGGCUAGUGUUCAUAAGAGAAAACAAAUGUGAGUUUGAAAAGUUUCUGUCUCAAAAUUUUGAAAAACAAUGCUCAUGUUUUUCAGAAUCGAUAAGCUAACGGGUGCUUUAUAUUUGGGUGAACUUGUUCGACGAAUUUUAUCACAACUGGUAUUAGAUCGGGUUUUGUUUGAAGGACAUCCUUGUGAAAAAUUAGACGAAAUCGACUCAUUUCCAACCAAAUAUAUUUCCGAAAUCUUGGCGUGAGUUUUUUAAAAACUUUUUUCACCAAGGAAAAUAUUGAUUUAAAACAUUCGUAAAUAUUGAGUUGCAAAAUUUUUUUAUUCGUGAAAUAUUUGAAACGUAUUUUCACACGUAAAAAAUUACUGGAAAAUAUCGGUCUGAAAAUCACAGUCCAAAUGUUGAUUUUCAAAAAAAACACCGAAUUUCGUGAAAAAGUGCACAAAUUUUUUCACUAAACAUUUUUGAAGUAAAAAAAUAAUGACUAACAUUUCAAAUAAAAUUUUUUCCAGCGAAGAAGAUGGAAUUUUCAUAAAAUGUCGUCGAAUUUGCGACGAACUCGAUGUUCCAUUGCACGGUUCAACCGAUUAUCGAAUAAUUCGAGCAGUUUGUGAUAUUGUUUCAAGAAGAUCGGCAAGUAUUGUAGCGGCUGCAAUUAGUGCAUUAUUGAGACAUUUGGAAUUAUCGAGUGUGAAAAUUGGAGUUGGCGGUGCUUUGAUACAAUUUCAUCCAACUUAUCAUCAAUUAUUGGAAGAACAAUUGAGCAAUUUGACACCAUUAAAUGUGAAAGUGAGUUGGAUUUUUGGGUAGAAUUGUGAGAAAACAAAUGUUGUUAGGGAAAAAGGAAUUCUAUGUAAAAUUGUAAUGUUUACCUGCUCUUUUAGAUUGAAUAAUUUCGAAACAAUAAAUAUCUCCAAAACGCACAGAAGUAGCGAAAAAAUAGUUUCUGUCAAAUUUCAGCACGGAGAAUUCUGUUCAUAUUAUUAUAAUUACUUUUUUUUCAGUGGCAAUUGGUUCCAGCAGACGAAGGAAGUGCACAAGGAGCCGCAUUGAUAGCAGCAGUUGCUGAAAAACUUAAUUUAUAA
Caenorhabditis angaria is the source of this 1980-nucleotide messenger RNA. NCBI's taxonomy places the organism in Eukaryota, Metazoa, Nematoda, Chromadorea, Rhabditida, Rhabditidae. The record is from the annotation of a GenBank genome assembly.